This is a messenger RNA of Daphnia pulicaria, 567 nucleotides long. RefSeq names its product adhesive plaque matrix protein-like. Gene Ontology annotation, cellular component: extracellular matrix. The coding region runs from base 1 to 567 and encodes 188 amino acids. The transcript is spliced from 3 exons. Lineage: Eukaryota; Metazoa; Arthropoda; Branchiopoda; Diplostraca; Daphniidae. The record is from RefSeq and is a predicted model, not a curated record.
AUGAAGUUCUUCAUCCUCGCCGCCCUCGUCGCCGUCGCUGCCGCCAACUCUUACAAAGCUCCCGAAUACGCUCCCAAAUACGAAGCUAAAUACGAGGAAGUUACUUAUGCUCCCCAGCCGUACAGCUUCGAAUACGACGUCCAGGAUAAGGAAUCCUACAACGAUUUCCUCCACUCUGAGAAAUCCGACUACAACGUCGUCACCGGAUCUUACCGCGUUGCUCUCCCCGAUGGCCGCACCCAAAUCGUCACCUACAAGGCCGAUAAGGACGGAUACAACGCCGAUGUGAAAUACGAAGGAGAGGCCAAAUACCCCGAGGAGCCCGCAUACAAGCCCGCAUACAAGCCCGCUGCUUCCUACCCUGCCCCGGCUUACCCCGCUCCCGCUUACCCCGCACCAGCCUACAAGGCUCCCGAGUACAAAGCCCCCGCUCCCGCCUACAAGGCCCCCACCUACUCCGCUCCCGCCUACAAGGCCCCCACUUACUCUGCCCCAGCCUACAAGGCCCCCACUCCGGCCUACAAACCCGCGGCCUACAAGCCCGUUCCUGCCUAUCCUAAAUAUUAA